CGGGGAGGUCCCAAAAUGGCGGAGUGAGAGGUGUUGUUUUUGCAGGCUCUCCGCAUGCAGUUAAAGUUUAGCCUAGAUUUAAUCCAAUUUGUGUGCUUUAGCCCCGUUUUAAAGCGUCUUAGGCUUUUUUUUGUUCUUAGUUUAAUAACUUUUUGAAACUUUUUCAGCCUUUUUGUUCUUUUUGCCAUCUGGGAGUUUAUCUACGGAGGCUAGCAUGUCAGACCAUGAUUACAAUCGGCUGGCUCUUCAAGAGGCUUGCGACAAAGGCAUUAUUGAAGAAAUUGAGUUGGUUGGGGUCACGUCUGAUCCUUCUUGUAAAGAACAGAAAGUGAACUGGGAUCACACACCUAUUAAGAACAAAAGCAAGAAGAAAAUGAAGCUACAGGAGCCUGAAGGAUCAGGAUCCUUUCAGUGCAACAAUACUAUUACUGCAAGAAGAUAUCAAAACCCAGAAGCAUUGAUGUCGAAUCUACAGAUCCUCUCCUCAUUUUUUCUCCUGCUUACCCUGGGGCUGCUCAUGGUUAUUAUGGGCCAGUAUAAAGAGAUGGAGAUUCUACAGCGGAGUAAUGAACAGCUGACGAAGUCCAAACAAAUGGCUUACAAUAAACUUCAACAGGAAAUAGAUUUUAAAAGAUCGUUGCAGGACCUAAAAACAAAGGGGGAACAAGUUUUGAAGGAUUUGGAAGCUGAACUCGCUAAACUUGCUACGCAGCUGGAGGGCAAGACACCUGAGAUCAGUACCUGUCAAGAGCAACUGAAAAUAAAAAACGAGGAGCUGGCGCCUCUAGAGGAGACUGCUAACAGCAUCUCAGGGGCCUUUAAGGCAGAGUCUGAAAUCUGGGAAAAGAACAUCGUGGAUCUGAAAGCAAAUCUAACAGCACCCAGGCCUAUAUGUAAUUACCUGAAAGAUGUUAAGGAAGCUAAGAAACUAUGUUCCACACAGACCUCCUCUAACUGAAGAACAGUUUAGUAUAUACAUCUACAACCCCAACAUGUUAAUAAAAUUAAUUUGUAAGCCCAAAAUAAAUUUUAUACUUGCACAAAUUCCACCCUGUGAUGGACUGGUGACCUGUCCAGGGUUUACCCUGCCUCUCGCCCAAUGACCACUGAAGAUAGGCACUAGCCCCCACGAAAACCUUGCAAGGACAAGCAGAUAUGGAUGGAUGGAUGCAUACAAACGGCUGUUAUAUAAAUGUUUGUUGUUGUUUUUUUUUUUACAAAUUUUACUGACAAUUUGUGUAGUUCUUUUGACAACAUCCACAGCGGUGAGGGUGGUUGGGUCUUAUUUUUUUAAAGUCUUAGCUCAUAUAACAUUUUUCAAAUGUCCUGAAUUGUUUAGAGACAAUUGUUUUAUUUUACGUCUACUGGCAGCAUUUAAAAAUCUCAACAAAAAUGUUGAAAAGUGCGCCUCAUUGUAUUGACUGGUAUUGUAGUAUUUAUAUUCUAAAUAAAUUUGUGUUAUUUUCUUGAGAAGGGA
Girardinichthys multiradiatus is the source of this 1477-nucleotide messenger RNA. RefSeq lists its product as uncharacterized. Bases 215 to 958 code for a protein of 247 amino acids. The record is from RefSeq and is a predicted model, not a curated record. NCBI's taxonomy places the organism in Eukaryota, Metazoa, Chordata, Actinopteri, Cyprinodontiformes, Goodeidae. The transcript is spliced from 6 exons.